GGCCGGGCACAUGGCUCGAGCCGCGACAGCUCUGCUCCAUGCCAAUUUGUCACCCGCUGCACUUGCGCCCGCCCAUCCAAGCUCAUGCUCAGCUCCUCCGCCCUCCCGUCAAAAUAAAUACCAGCGAGCGAGCAAGCCCCCACCGCCGCACGCAGUCACCGCUGCCGUCGCCGUACACGAACAAGAGAUACUAGCAGCAGCAGUCCCGCAGCCGGCAAGGCAGUAGAGUAAAGCAAAGCAAAGUUGCCAGGACAGGAUGCGUGCACGGGUGGCCUUGGCAUCGGCCGCGGCGGUGCUGCUGCUGCUGGUCCUGGUGGACGGCGGCGCCUGCGCCAUGUACAAGGUGGGCGACCUCGACGCCUGGGGCGUGCCGCCGCCCUCCAAGCCCGACGUCUACAAGCGCUGGGCCAAGUCCAUCCACCUCGCGCUCGGCGACUCCAUCUGGUUCCUCUACCCGCCCAGCCAGGACUCGGUGCUGCAGGUCACGCCGCAGGCCUUCGCCGCCUGCGACCUCUCGUCCCCCGUGCUCAAGCUCGCCGACGGCAACUCCCUCUUCAACCUCACCACGCCAGGCCGCGCCUACUUCACCAGCGGCGCGCCGGGGCACUGCCUCAAGGGCCAGAAGCUCUGGGUCGACGUGCCCAUGGCCAACGGCACAUACCUGCAGCCCUCCGCCAGCGACCUCGCCGCCCUCGCGCCCACGCCGGCGGCCCAGGCACCCGAGGGGUCCUCCCUGCAGGCCUCCGCUCCGGCAGGCGCCCACCCAUCGCCCGCGCUCCGGGCCGCCGCUGCGGCCGCUCUCUCCUUCGCCCUCCCUCUCCUGCUCCUGUGACAGUCGCACCUAAUUUUCCUUCUUUUGCGUUUGCGUUUUGAGAUCUUCUCCAUUGGGACCAAGUGAGUUGAGCUCUUGAUUGGGGGCAUUCCAUCGGAUGAUCAGACUGACCUUGGAUCUCCAUUUUUUUUUAUUAGUUUCUAUCUAGAUCUCUCUCUCCAUUACAUUGGAGUACAAUGCAAUGACAACAUGGAUCAUUUUGCAUCGAUCAA
Messenger RNA from Panicum virgatum (switchgrass), 1044 nucleotides. RefSeq names its product mavicyanin-like. The transcript has 2 exons. The coding region runs from base 257 to 832 and encodes 191 amino acids. Gene Ontology annotation, molecular function: electron transfer activity. The record is from RefSeq and is a predicted model, not a curated record. Gene Ontology annotation, cellular component: plasma membrane. Lineage: Eukaryota; Viridiplantae; Streptophyta; Magnoliopsida; Poales; Poaceae.